GGGGCGGGGCCGGGGCGGGGCGAGGGCGGGACGAGGUGGCCCCGCGCUCCCCGCGCUCCCCGCGCUCCCCGCCCGCGCGCCCCGCGCUGCUCUACUCGCAGGGAAGGCGGCGCUGGCGGCGGCUGGUCUCGCUGCGCCCGGCUCCCGCGCGCUGCCCUCCCGCCGCCAGUGGGCUCCGCAGCACCCUGCCCGGCCGCGACCCCUGCCCAGCGGCGGCCCUGGGCCCUCCGUCUUGCCCUGUGCGGGGGUAGCUCGGCCCCUGUGUCUCCUCGCGGAGCGCUCCCCACUCCCACCCGCGGAUCCCCCGCGGAACGGGCUCGGGCACCCAACUUUGUCACCUAGCCCGUCGCCCCCGCUGGGCGCGCGCACCUGCCCAUCCACCCCGAGGCCCGGUCGCGCGCAACCGCGGACGGUGCGGCUGGCAACCCAGCGGGCGCCCCCAGCCCGGAGCGCAGCGAGCGGGAGGCGGCUCGGGGACAGCCGCAGGGCGCGGAAGCUGCCUCGACUUCCCCUGCCCGGCGCGGGAGAGGACCCUCGGAGCCGCUGGAUGCCCGGCACGAGCAGCGCGCCCCGCACCUGCGUUGGUUUGUGAGACUGGGGCUUGAGUGCCCGUGAGUUCGGAGUUUUACUGUGAUACAUGACUGAGGAAACGUGGCCUCCACCCUUUUUCUACUUGGCACGUUCCACACAUGACGGGGAGACCAGCUGCCGUUUAGAAGACAAGUGCCCAGAGCCCACGGCCCCCUGACCACCAUGAGGGGAACCUGCUUCGUUGCAUGGCUGCUGUCCAGCCUGAGCCUGGGGACACUUGCUCAGCCGGUGGCACUUGAUGUGGCCCAGUGUCAGAGAGCUGAGCACCCGCUCAUUUCCUACAAAGAAAUUGUCCCCUGGUUACGGGAGUUCAGAGCGAAGAAUGCUGUGGAUUUCUCGCAGUUAACAUUUGACCCAGGACAGAAAGAACUUAUUGUAGGAGCAAGAAACUACCUCUUCAGGUUACAGCUUGAGGAUCUGUCUCUGAUUCAGGCUGUGGAGUGGCAGUGUGAUGAAGCUACCAAGAAGGCGUGUUUCAGCAAGGGCAAGUCCCAGGAAGAAUGCCAGAACUACAUCCGGGUGCUCCUGGUGGGUGGUGACAGGUUGUUCACCUGUGGGACCAACGCGUUCACGCCCGUCUGCACCAACCGCACGCUGAGUAACCUGACCGAGAUCCACGAUCAGAUCAGCGGCAUGGCGCGCUGCCCCUACAGCCCCCACCACAAUUCCACGGCUCUCCUCACCGCGGGCGGGGAGCUGUACGCCGCCACAGCCAUGGACUUCCCGGGGCGGGACCCCGCCAUAUACCGGAGCCUGGGCGUCCUGCCCCCUCUCCGCACGGCGCAGUACAACUCCAAGUGGCUCAAUGAGCCGAACUUCGUGUCCUCUUACGACAUUGGGAAUUUCACUUACUUCUUUUUCCGAGAAAAUGCAGUGGAGCACGACUGUGGGAAGACGGUCUUCUCCAGAGCUGCUCGGGUCUGCAAGAAUGACAUCGGGGGCAGGUUCCUGCUGGAGGACACCUGGACCACGUUCAUGAAGGCUCGGCUGAACUGCUCCCGCCCCGGGGAGAUCCCCUUCUACUAUAACGAGCUGCAGAGCACUUUCUUCCUGCCCGAGCUGGACCUGAUCUAUGGAAUCUUCACCACCAAUGUGAACAGCAUCGCCGCCUCGGCCGUGUGUGUCUUCAACCUGAGCGCCAUCUCGCAGGCCUUCAACGGACCCUUCAAGUACCAGGAGAACUCGCGCUCCGCCUGGCUGCCUUACCCUAACCCCAACCCCAACUUCCAGUGCGGCACCGUGGACCAGGGCCUGUAUGUGAACCUGACGGAGAGGAACCUGCAGGACGCCCAGAAGUUCAUCCUGAUGCAUGAGGUGGUGCAGCCCGUGAGCGCCGUCCCUGCCUUCCUGGAGGACAACAGCCGCUUCUCCCACGUGGCUGUGGACGUGGUGCAGGGCCGGGACGUGCUUGUCCACAUCAUCUAUUUGGCCACAGAUUACGGCACGAUCAAGAAGGUGCGGGCGCCCCUGAAUCAGAGCUCGGGCAGCUGCUUGCUGGAAGAGAUCGAGCUCUUCCCCGAGAGGCGCAGGGAGCCCGUCAGGAGCCUGCAGAUCCUGCACAGCCAGAGCGUGCUGUUUGUGGGCCUGCGGGAGCACGUGGCCAAGGUCCCGUUGAAGAGGUGCCAGUUCCACCGCACACGCAGUGCCUGCAUUGGGGCUCAGGACCCCUACUGUGGCUGGGACAUGGUGAUGAAGAAAUGCACGAGCCUGGAGGAGAGCCUGAGCAUGACACAGUGGGAGCAGAGCAUCUCCGAGUGUCCUACCAGGAAUCUCACCGUGGACGGGCACUUCGGCGUCUGGUCUCCAUGGACGCCCUGCACACACACGGACGGCGGCACCGUGGGCUCCUGUCUCUGCCGAACCCGCUCCUGCGACAGCCCGGCCCCGCAGUGUGGGGGCUGGCGGUGCAGCGGCCCCAGCAUGGAGAUCGCCAACUGCUCCAGGAACGGAGGCUGGACGCCCUGGACCUCGUGGUCGCCCUGCAGCACCACCUGUGGCAUCGGCUUCCAGGUGCGCCAGCGGUCCUGCAGCAACCCCACCCCGCGGCACGGGGGCCGGGUGUGCGUGGGACAGAACCGCGAGGAGAGAUACUGUAAUGAGCAUUUGCUGUGUCCCCCGCACAUGUUCUGGACAGGCUGGGGUCCUUGGGAAAGGUGCACAGCCCAGUGCGGGGGCGGCAUUCAAGCUCGCCGCAGGACCUGUGAGAACGGGCCAGACUGCGCAGGCUGUAACAUGGAGUACCAGCCCUGCAAUACCAACCCGUGCCCCGAGCUGAAGAAGACCACGUCCUGGACCCCCUGGACGCCCGUCAACAUCUCCGACAACGGCGGUCACUACGAGCAGCGGUUCCGAUACACCUGCAAAGCCCGCCUGCCCGAUCCGAAUUUGCUGGAAGUGGGAAGACAGAGAAUUGAAAUGCGGUACUGUUCUAGCGACGGCACCAGCGGCUGCUCCACAGAUGGCCUUUCCAGCGACUUCCUGCGAGCCGGGAGGUACUCGGCCCACACCGUCAACGGGGCCUGGUCGGCCUGGACCUCCUGGUCCCAGUGCAGCCGCGACUGCAGCAGGGGCAUCCGGCACCGGAAGCGCGUCUGCAACAACCCCGAGCCCAAGUACGGUGGGAUGCCUUGCCUGGGCCCCGCCCUGGAGUACCAGGAAUGCAACAUUUUGCCCUGUCCAGUGGACGGGGUGUGGUCUUGCUGGUCCCCCUGGUCACAAUGCUCGGCGACGUGUGGCGGAGGACACUACAUGAGGACACGAUCCUGCACAAACCCGGCCCCGGCCUAUGGAGGGGACAUCUGCCUGGGGCUGCACACGGAGGAGGCCCUCUGCAGCACGCAGCCCUGCCCCGAGAGCUGGUCCGAGUGGUCUCGCUGGUCCGAGUGUGACGUGUCCGGCGUCCAAGUCCGUGCCCGCCAGUGCAUCCUUUUAUUCCCCGUGGGCACUCAGUGUUCUGGGAACACCACAGAGAGCCGGCCCUGCGUUUUUGAUUCUAAUUUCAUCCCAGAAGUUUCUGUGGCAAGAUCGAGCAGUGUAGAAGAGAAAAGGUGUGGAGAGUUCACCAUGUUCCACAUGCUGGCCGUGGGGCUGAGCAGCUCCAUCCUCGGCUGUCUCCUCACCCUGCUCAUCUACACCUACUGCCAGCGGUACCAGCAGCAGUCCCAUGAUGCCACUGUCAUCCACCCCGUGUCCCCCGCCCCUCUGAACACCAGCAUCACUAACCACAUCAACAAACUGGACAAGUACGACUCAGUAGAAGCCAUCAAGGCAUUUAACAAAAAUAACUUGAUCCUGGAAGAGAGAAACAGAUACUUCAAUCCACAUCUCACUGGAAAGACCUAUUCUAACGCCUACUUUACAGAUCUCAAUAAUUAUGAUGAAUACUAAACAGCUCUUAUAUUUUUGGCCUCUUGUAAUUGCCCAGUUCCUCAAGGCCUGUGCUCCGUGACUGCCGUGUUUCUGAGGCUUCAGAGACAUUUCAGCUGCAUCUCAAGCCAGGAGUGCCCCAUCCCUUCCCAAAAUAUUCAUCUUUCAUUGGCAAAAACAACAACAAAAAAAAACUAAAUGUGGCAUUGUGAAAAUUUGGUCUACAACACGUGAUCAUCGUCAAGUGAGCCAUGAUGUGAUGUUUUCAAUUGUUUAGCCCAGUUUGCUACCCUGUUGAUUGUUUUCUUGAGCUUUUUUAUACAUGUGCCAUCACAUUGGAAGAAGUCUCUAGAAAUAUGUCUUCUUGCUUUUAGGCAUAAAUGUUCAUGAUGUUUUAAUUCAAGAAAGUAGGCACUUUAUCUUCAAGCCCUCCCUCCUCAUCAGGAGUGCUUAGGCUCACAGCAUUUGAUAAAAUGAAGAAAAACAAUGUGGCCAUACAGUGAUAGCCUACGCAUCUCCCAUGUCCCCCCAUCUGAAAGAUACUGAGGAAUUCUUGGAAGUGGCCUGUGCAUUUGGACUGGGAAUGAAUCUUGCCUAAGGAAGCCAAGGGAUUCAGCCUGGCCUGUGUCUGCAGAUGAUGCUAUGACAUGUGGUGCAGUUUUUGUAUUGUCAUUGGAGGAGAGACCUGUCCCAGUAGACGCACAGACAAGGAGGGACAGAAGGAAGUGCUCUGCAGGUUGCUGGUAAAAUAGCCUUAUUCUGACUUUCAGAUUUCCUGGCAGUCCGGGGAGCUCCUUGCCUUGCUGUUCGUCUGGAAGCCCACCUGUCUGAUCUAUAGUAGCAUCCUAAAGAGUCAGUCUGUAAAAUAACCCUUGUUUACUUCCUUUCCACUGGAAUUUUGAUAGCUUUGACAUCUCCUCUCUCCCCACAAAGAAAAAUCUUGAACAUUUAUUGUGCCUACUAGGGAAAGAAUUGAGAGUACUGGAAUGAAAUUGGAAACAACUUUUAAUUUUCCAUUUUGUGGAAAGUUCUGAAGGAACCUAACAUUGGAAGAAAUGCAGUUUUUUAUUUUUCAUCCCCCUAAUGUAACUAAUUUAUGUAAAUCAGUCCCUAUCAAGAGCAUUAAGGAUGUGUAAAGCUGGCCUUCUGCAGCUGUGUAUACUGAAGUGCUACCGCAGUACCAAGCUGUCAUGGAUGACCAGUGUUUUUAGCUGAUGCCUUUUCUUUUACUUCAAUGCUGCCUUCUUGUCCACCCACUUCCACUUCUCUCUGUGCACGGGGGCAACAUUUCAAGACACAUCUUUGAGAAAUCAGGGAAGCUGAAAGUAAGGUUUUUGGCAGUCCCUGUGAUUCUGAGCAUUGUUCAAAGCUAAGCAUUUUAGAAUGCAGUGACACCAUUCCGAGAUUCCUAGAAGAAAGACUUGAUGAAUUACCAGCAAUGGAUACAUAACUCAUGGCCAUUGGUUGAAUAGUUAUUGAAAGCAGGAGUAAGAUUAAAAAGGUUCAUCUGGUACCUCUGGGCAUUGGGAUACGGGAAUGGACAGGUAUAAAUAUAUGUUUUUAUUGAUAAAUGAACCUUAGUAUUUUCAAAAAAUAUAAAGGAUGGAUAUUGAGGAUCACAGAUUUUAUUACUGUACAUGUUUAUACCCUAUCCAAUUUAAAGAAACAAUUUAAGAAAAGUCUUAGGAAAAUGCAUAUAUCUUAGGUUUAGCAGUGAAUCUUGGUGAGUCCAUAUACCCAAAUUUGCAGAAAUGAUUUAUAAAAUUAAAAUUAAAAUGGCUGAUGGUCUCUGGAAGGUCAGAGAUAUUGCAAAUGAAUGACAUUUGGGGUCAUUCCAAGGGAGGGGUCCCCUCGCAGGUCAUUCAUCCUUUGUAUGCAGUACACGAUUGCUCUGUCUCUGUACAGUCAAAACCCACACUCAGUAGAUGAAAUUUAGUCCCAUGGUUUCCCAGUUGUUCCUGAGUUGGGUUUUCUUUGGAUGCUUUAACCUAUCUCAUCACUUUCUUGUAAAAAAAACAAAAAAGAAAUGUUUUGGAUGUUUUUGCUGUUUUUUGAUCCCUCCCCUAUAUUUUCUAAGCUUAAAAGGUGAUUUCUAUUUCCUCUGGGAAAGAAGAUGUAAGUGUUUCCAGAAAGCUUCCCUGGACUUGAUGGGAAGUGCUUUCUGAAUGACAUCCACAUUGGUCUUUGAAACAAUCUUAUAGCAAGGCAAAUACCCACACACAAAUACACAGAAUUUUCAUGUCAAUAAUUUAAGUCUUUGAGACCACCACUGCCCCCCAAAUCCCCCACUUUUGUUCCUUGACACACUAUUCACAGGAAAAUUGUUCUGGAUUCUUCUUCUUCUUCUUCUUCUUCUUCUUAUUAUUAUUAAUCAAGACAACAAUUGGUUUAGAAUAAUUGUAACACUAUCCUAAGAAUUUUAACCUGCUGCUGAAUAACUGCUUUAUUUUUCCAUCACUAAAGAUAUUGAAUAGCUAUUGUUCAUGAAUAUAUGCCUCACACUCCCAAACUCUAGUUAUUACACAAAUUCUUGAGUCACAGACUUUCCCAGUGGUGUCUGACCAUUCUACUGACCAUCCUUCGAAAAGCAGGUCUUCUUUAGGCCAGGCAUGUGGGAUUCCUACUGAAACCUUGUAGGGCCGCUUGUCACUUUUUUUUCUUUGUGGCAUAGAAAGCACAAUUAGAGACUAAAAUUUUUAAGCUUCACCAAAUAAUUGAACCUCUCUGAAGUUGAUGUCAAAUGAUAUUAAUCACAGUUUAACUUCCUGGGUGCCCUCUGGAUGCUGUUGACUUUGGCUAAUUUUCAUUAGGAUGUUGUCUUUAGUUUCACAUUUAAAUUCUUAGAAACAAAUCCCAAUAGUGUUCAGGAUCUUCUCUUGUACACCAGACUAAUCACCAUCUGGCAUCAAUCCUAGAUCACACAGAUAUUUUACAGGAAGGAAAAGAACACAGAAUUCUCACACACUGUGCACCAUGUGACCUUCCCAAACAGUUUCAGGGAUGGGUGUUGUUGAUGUAAGGGAGGGCUUUGUCACUCCUUUGAGAUAUGGUCUGGCAGAAUUCUGAGGAACUCUGAGCGGUGCUGGACCAGGCUCUGCUUUGUGGAAGACUCACAGUCACCAAACUCAUGGGCCUUUCCUUCCCAAACUGCCUUUUUCAUCGAAGGAUAUUUCUAUGCUACUGCCCUUUAAAAUGAACAUGAGACAUCUGAACUUCCCUGUUCCUUUCUGGACAUUUAACUAAGCCUAUUCAGGUAGAUUCUAACUAGCAUCCAUGGUAGAGAGAAAAAAGAGGGCUCCUUGUGUGUGUGUGUGUGGCAGGAGAUGGGGAGAAGACAGAGAUUCUAAAGGAACUGAAGAGGAAUCAAAAAGAGUGAGUAGGCAUGAGAGUAUCCCUGCAGUGGAGAAACUUCUGUCCUUAGAAAUGGUCCAUCUACAUGACCCUGGGUGUUUUGAAGAGCCAGGGAUCUGGCCCCAUUGAUUCAUGGAGUGAUACCAAAGAGAAAAGACAUGAAUGUUGAAAAGGGGCAGAAAAAUAGGGUGUCUAUGAAAAGCUAGGGACCUGGUCACCCCCAAGCUGAGUGUUAUGGGAGGUCCCAAGUUAGGGUUAUCCAUGAUCCAUGUGCACAUUUGGGGGCAUCUGCACUUUGGAGUCUUUCCAGAAUCAAUUGCAAGGUGCAGGAGUUUUAGCGAGGGUGUCCUUAUUCUCUUAUUUAUCUGCAAAUGAAAAUUAUGGGAAUAAAAAUCUAUUUGGGUGAGUGUUUUCACUAGAGUUUUUGGGAGAAUUAGUGUGUCACACAUCAAAAGUUGUGGGCAGAGUGUGAGUAAGAGGGAUUCCAUGUUCCCAAGAACCUACAUAAGGGGAUUCGUUAAGAGUUCAAUUGAAUAACAAAGGACAUUUUGGUUUAAAAAUGUGUCGUCUGUGCUCACUACUAAUCAUUUUGUCUGAUACUUUGUGCACACUGCAGGUACAGCCUCUACUGUGUUUGAAUCUACAACUAUCCUUAGGAUUCCUUAUAAUGUUUUUCUUGAUUUUUGACUAAAUCACUGAACAUCUCCCCAACACAAUCAAACCACUUUCCGAAUCAAAUCGCACCAAGGCCAUCAACUUUCUUUAGCUCCAGGAUGUCUUACACUUUAUUGGGGUGUUUUUGAGCAUGGCUUUUGGCAGCAACUCCAUUACUUGUACUGGAAUUCAGCAUAUCCAUCUCAAAAGACAAUUCUGGGGUUCCUAACAACAGGUAAUGGUGCCAUAGAUUCAAUGAACUGUCUGCCUCAAAGCAGCAGUUCUCCAUUUGAUGGGUGGGGGGAGGGGGUUGCGCUUAAUUCUCACAGCUCCAAUAAUCAAUUUCCCUGCAGGUAGAGUAUUAAAAUGGUAGCCUUAAGCCAACUCAAAUGCCAACCCUUCACCAUUCUUUUUAAGGUGCUUGCAUUGGCAUGUUGAGCAGAUCCGAGUGUUCUAAUGUCUCCAUUACUUCAUGGGGAACUUGACAAUUUCUAUUGGAAUGACAUAGCCAAUGUUUGAUUACCCACCAGUGAAUUAUUUAUGGCAGACACAAAAAAGCCAGUCUGAACCCCCUGCUUCUCUGGUCAAUGUCUGAAAUGGAAGGACAUGGAGUAGUAUUAACUUGACCUAAGAAAUGCACAAAAGGGAAUAUCAAAUAUUGAACCGUGUAUUACCAUGUAAGGGAAAAUACUUGGAGGCCUGCCACCAUUUUGGAAGUGCUGUUUUCUUCUAUUGAGGUCAUUGAUAAUAUUUGUUUUAAGGACAUUUCAUAACUCUAUAAAUACUGAACCAAGGCAUUCAGGUUAUCUGUUUUAAAAUGAUAAAACAGAAGGAAAGAUACUGCUCUAAUGCUUCCUUCUUUUCUCUUUUGGAAGUUGAAAAAUAAUGAACAAGAUGCAAUGCUGAACUACUGGCAGUGAUUUCUAAAAUGAUGGUAUUAUUCAAUACUUGUUUUUAAUGGGAUUAUAUUAAAGAUGCAUUAUACAUAUUUGCUAGCAGAUGGAUGAAAAAUUUUUUUCUUUAAUUAUCAGAAAUUUGGCACAUGUAGAUUUGUUCUCUUUUGAAACUAUUGUUCAUUCUGCCACUUAGAGCACCAUAAAAACCUAACUCAGAGCUUCACACAAACAUACUAAGAGUUCCUAAUGAAAAGUGUUUCACAGUGUUUUUUAAAGACCAUGUUAGCUCUGCCAUAGAAAGCAAUCAAGCUUAUCGCACAUAAUUGGAGUUUAAGCAAAUAUGUUUCACCAUUUGACAUGAUAGGGGUAACUGUUCAAAACACUUUCAGACCUGAACGGAGAAAAGUAGAGGUGGAAAAUCACUCUAUGGUAUUUCGUAAACUAAAGUAUACCUCACACAAGCAGAUUUCUUUCCCCUCUGCACAUAUUGUGUCAGAAAUAUGAAGCCAAUAUUUCAAUAUAUUAGGUUUUUGGCAGUUUAAUGCUGCCUAAUCUAUUGUUACAUAAAGAUUAACAAGCUGGAAGGGGGAUUUGGAUUCUGGAAAACCCAAACUAUCCUUUAAUCACGUUGCUAAGAAGAGAGCAGUGUUAGCUGCCCUCUUUGUAUGCAAAGAUAGUUUAAUUUCAUACAAAAAAAAAUUGCCAGUGCCUUGAUUAGGAUAAUGAUUCGUUUCACUUGGGUAUUUUUGGUUACAAUUAGCACCAGAUGAUUUAUUGGAUAGACUUUAAAGAAAAUCACUUCUAUUUACCACUUUGAACUCAGGAUUAGAAAAUGACCAAGAAACACGUCAUCUUCAAAUGUGAUUUUCAUCCCCCACUGGGGAUGUGGCACCAGAAUAGUUAGAUGGUGUAUUCAGAAUUUAGGUCAACCCAGUCUGAGCCUUUCAGAAAAUGACAUCAUUCUAACAUUUUCUUUCUUUCCAAAACACUGCAGUGUUUGUUCUUAAUAAGAAUGGCGGUGUGAUGCCAACAGUAGCUAGAUGUGUCUAUCACUGCUCAUUUAUAGGAAAGUCCAUAGAUAUGGGAAAACCAGACACAGCCUGGUGAGAGCUGACAUGGGGGUGUGGCCAAAGGAGAACUAUCUAGAACUCCCUUAACUUUUUUUUUUUUUUUAAGUCCAUAUCAAAACUGCUUUACAAGGUAACGAAAGAUGUCACCUUUCAUUUGGGUUAAGAAAGUUAAUGGCAUUUUUCCUGCUAAAAUUGAUUGGUUUUCCCUUAUACCAUGACUGCAGACCAAAAUCUAAUGCGAACUUCUGUACUUGGGGAGAAAGCACAGCACAAAGCCUCAAUUUCAGCACCUAGAUUCACCACUAAAACUCUACAUCAUAAGAGAAAAUGCACAAAUUUGGUCCAAUGUAGGGUUCUUCAAACGUGUGUGAAAACACUUGUGUAUUAUACCACUUGAUGUGACUUCUGAAGAUGUUAUGAAAUGGUAAAUGCCUCAUUAUGUGUUACUUUGCUGUUGCCUGUUUUAUGAUACAAAAUAAACCUAUUUGGGAUUGUUUCAUUUUUGUCAGUGGACAUUCUCCAAAGCCAACUUCAAUGAUUGGUGGACUUGCAGAAAGUUACUGAACUCUCCCCUCCUUAAAAUUUUAUUUUUAAAGCACAGUGUAUAUGAAUUAUAAUGGAGCUUUUCUAGAAUAAGAUAGCAUUGAUUUUUUCCUUCAUUUGAAUGUGAAAAUAGAGUUUGAAUUGCCCUAUUGGGAUAUUCAUGGAUGGCUGGGAAUUUUCUCUUGGGGUCACUGGGCAUGCUACACAUUUUCUCAGUCCUUGUAUUUUAGUUAUCACAGUUGUUUGAAACCUUGUGAUUAGACAAGUGCAACAGAAAUUUCCAGUGAUCUUCACUUUCAUUUUUUCUGUCCUUCAGCUUGGUGGACUUACAUGCUCUCCUGAGAGCUGUCGAGGUCUAUAACUCAGAAUGUCAUUUAAUGACAACUGACAGAGACAUUGUUUUAUAAAAGUCAGUUUAAAACACCAACUGCAACAGCCCAGGCAGGGUGCUCAUUACCUGCUGCUUUGAUCAGUUAUGGAAGUUCAGAGAAGGGCAGGUGAGGGGACAGGCGAUGUCACCCAAUCAGCAGAAACCAAAUCAUACCCCUCCAAGUCUCAGCUCUGAGGAAAAUGAAUAUGUUUAAAAGAUAAAAUUAGCCAUGAUAACAGAAGGGAAAAUGUGCUCACUCACUGCUCUUGGAGAAUUGUCAAUUUCUAUUUCCCAAACAUAUUUCACCUUUUUAAAACAACUAUUUCAUAGAGAUUGUUCCUGAGGACUUUCCCACUAUCUCUAUCUGCCAGCAAUUUCUCGGGGCAAAAAUAAGAGAAUCCUGAUUAUGUACAGUAUAAAUUGUAUUAUAUUUUUUUGUACUUAUGCUUUAUGUAAAUAGUUUGUCUCAUGCAAUUGUAUGUGAGCAUUGAAAUAAAUCCUACCAUUCAGGAAACAA
Messenger RNA from Choloepus didactylus (southern two-toed sloth), 11358 nucleotides. It is a transcript of the gene SEMA5A, whose product is annotated as semaphorin 5A. Gene Ontology annotation, biological process: axon guidance; semaphorin-plexin signaling pathway; positive regulation of cell migration. Gene Ontology annotation, molecular function: chemorepellent activity; semaphorin receptor binding. The record is from RefSeq and is a predicted model, not a curated record. The transcript has 23 exons. Lineage: Eukaryota; Metazoa; Chordata; Mammalia; Pilosa; Megalonychidae. Bases 754 to 3978 code for a protein of 1074 amino acids.